AUGAGCCCCGGGUCCGAGUUGACGGUUUUUCGUCGCACAGGGUUCCCAGCCGCAGCAGCAGCAGCCUACGCGGCCUACGGACGCGGUCUGGCAGCAUACCCGGGCAUCGGGUUCCCAUACCCAGCAGGUAACGUGUCGUCUACGUGUCACAACGUGCCUGUGCUCCCGUUCCCGUUCGAACCUAGGGUGUUGAACUUGCAUGCCAUGCCCCUGAUCACUGGACACCCAAAACUUAAGCCAGUACCUUUGGAUACCUUCAUGUAG
Messenger RNA from Notodromas monacha, 264 nucleotides. Lineage: Eukaryota; Metazoa; Arthropoda; Ostracoda; Podocopida; Cyprididae. The record is from the annotation of a GenBank genome assembly.